This is a messenger RNA of Podarcis raffonei (Aeolian wall lizard), 3130 nucleotides long. RefSeq names its product POU class 4 homeobox 2 (gene POU4F2). Gene Ontology annotation, molecular function: DNA-binding transcription factor activity, RNA polymerase II-specific; RNA polymerase II cis-regulatory region sequence-specific DNA binding. The transcript has 2 exons. The record is from RefSeq and is a predicted model, not a curated record. The coding region runs from base 326 to 1537 and encodes 403 amino acids. Lineage: Eukaryota; Metazoa; Chordata; Lepidosauria; Squamata; Lacertidae. Gene Ontology annotation, biological process: regulation of transcription by RNA polymerase II.
GGAGGACUAGCAGGGAAGGGGCAGGAGGGGGAGAGGGAGGAGGAAGGGAAGGGACUUUCCCCAAAGAGUUGGGGGGGGGUCCUAGUGACAAGGCAGCUAGAGGGGGGGCAAGGCGAGUAAAAAGCCAGCGGCGAGGCGGCUGAGGGGGCAGUUUGACGGCGGAGAGUGGCGAGAGGAAGAGGCUUCGCCGAAGGGGCAGGCAGAGGACGCGAGAGCCGGCGAGGCGCCUCAGUCGGACGGGGCGGCGGCGGCGGCCGCUGAGGCAGCAACUUCUCCUCGCGCCUUUUCCCGCCUCUUCGCCUCCUCGCCUUUCCCGCCGGCCACCAUGAUGAUGAUGUCCCUCAACAGCAAGCAGCCCUUCGGCAUGGCGCACGGAGGUGGCGGCGGCGGCGGCCUCCACGAGGCCAAGUACUCGGCCCUGCACUCCGCGUCGCCGUGCACCUCGUCGGCGGCCGCCUCCGUGCCGUCGGCCAGCUCGCCCAGCAUCUCCAACGCCGGCAGCGGGGGCGCGGGCGGGCGCAGCAGCGCGCCCAGCAGCACCACCAGCAGCAACAGCACCUCGGAGGCCCUGCGCCGCGCCUGCCUGCCCACCCCGCCGAGCAACAUCUUCGGCGGUCUGGACGAGAGCCUGCUGGCCCGCGCGGAAGCCCUGGCUGCGGUGGACAUCGUCUCGCCCGGCAAGAGCCACCACCACCACCCGCCGCACCACAGCCCCUUCAAGCCCGACGCCACCUACCACACCAUGAACACCAUCCCUUGCACGUCGGCCGCCUCCUCCUCCUCGGUGCCCAUCUCGCACCCCUCUGCCCUGUCCGGCAGCCAUCACCACCACCAUCAUCACCACCACCACCACCAACCGCACCAGGCGCUGGAAGGGGAGCUUUUGGAACACAUCACGCCGGGGCUGGCGCUGGGUGCCAUGACGGGCCCCGACGGCUCGGUGGUCUCCACGCCGGGCCACGCUCCCCACAUGGCCAGCAUGAACCCCAUGCACCAGGCGGCUCUCAGCAUGGCGCACGCCCACGGGCUGCCCUCGCACAUGGGCUGCAUGAGCGACGUGGACGCGGACCCGCGGGACUUGGAAGCCUUCGCCGAGCGGUUCAAGCAGAGGAGGAUCAAGCUGGGGGUGACCCAAGCGGAUGUGGGCUCGGCCCUGGCCAACCUCAAGAUCCCCGGGGUGGGAUCCCUAAGCCAAAGCACCAUCUGCAGGUUUGAGUCGCUCACCUUGUCCCAUAACAACAUGAUCGCUCUCAAGCCCAUCCUACAAGCCUGGCUGGAAGAGGCGGAGAAAUCGCACCGGGAGAAGCUCACCAAGCCGGAGCUCUUCAACGGCGCAGAGAAGAAGAGGAAACGCACUUCCAUCGCGGCUCCGGAAAAGAGGUCCCUGGAAGCCUACUUCGCCAUCCAGCCGCGUCCUUCCUCGGAAAAAAUAGCGGCCAUCGCGGAGAAACUGGACCUCAAGAAGAACGUGGUUCGGGUCUGGUUCUGUAACCAGAGACAGAAACAGAAACGGAUGAAAUAUUCCGCUGGGAUUUAGAGUCUUUGGAAACCUUUCUGCUUAGAAAUUUUUUAAAAACCCCAGAAAAGUAAAAUAAUAAGUAAACACUAACACUGCAAGGAGACUUUUCCACUUCGAUUUCCGGAAGAGAAAGGAAGAGGCCAGAGUUCAUCAAGAGGGUCAGACUGAGACACACACACACUGAGAGAGAGAGACUUUGACUGGAGAAGUAAAUUGUCAAGUUGAGAAAGUUGGCAGCAGAAAUAAUUGGACUUGAAAGCUCAGACUUUUUGAGCAGGCAUCAAAGACAGACUGAUUGUGUGAAAGCAGAUAAGAAAUCUUUAUAAAGGACCGAAGACGUAUCAAGUAAGAGUUGUUUUUAUUCUUAAAGACAUCGUCUUUGUUCAGAUGUAAGAGUACCCUUUGCAGCUAUUUUUCAGGAAAAAAUAAUAAACCGAUUAGAGAGACUGAAACUUUAAUCUAGAGUUGAAACUUAUACCAUAAGAGAGGCGUCUCAAAAGUAUUUUGAUUUUUUUAAAAAAUAAGAUGGCAGGUUUUCUGCGAUUACACUGCAUAUUAUAAAUAUAUAUAUAUUUUUACUGUGGCUAUUAUCUGUUUCCUUCUCUUAAGUGAUAAUGUGGAAGGAAAGCGCUGAUCCUGCUGUGUUCACAGAUCUUUUAAGAGCUAUUAUUAGAUUACUGCCAAACAACCCCUUGUAAAUUAUUGAUUUAUCUCUCUAGUAACUUCAUUUUGUGCUCAUCCUAAUUAAUUGCACCUCUUUCAUCAAAGUCUAGAUAAAAAAAAAGUUAAAAGGAAAAAAGUAUGGUUAGUGUAAAUUCAUUAUUUUCCGUUGGUUGGUAGCGUUUACGAACUUUAAACUUUUUAUUACUAUUUAAAAAGGAGGAAUCCUUUUGGCCAUCUGUAUAUUUUCACCUGAAUUGAAACUGUUUCUCCAGCAAAUAUUUGUAAGGCGUUCUCACUCUAUAGUGGCUGUCCUGCGUUGUUUGUGUAGAAUGACUCACUUGUCCAAGGAGGUAUUUGUUGACUGCGUUACAUAUUUAAUGGGGGGAUUCCCCAGAUCGUCCCCACCACACGCUGCUUAAAAAGACGCCCCUUGAGUAGGCGACAGGGUGGUGGGUUCUGUUGCUUUUAGAUUUCCUUUCAUCUAAGUAGCUAUCUGUUCUAGAUUUCAACGCUAUUUCUCGUCAGUGUUCGGGUCUCCUAGUUACUCUUUAUUUCCUUUGAUUGCUAGAGGGUCUUUUUCUCUCGCUUUUGCAUUAUUUUCGGAGGUUUUGUUUGUAGAAAAGCCAAAACGAUAUUAGGGAGAGAAAAGGAGAGCGAGAGAGAUCGGGCGCGCAAGAGAUAAAAAGGGAGAAUGCACUGUUUGUAAAUUCACAUUGUUCGGUACAACUCUUUUGAAACAAACCCUCCCCGAGGUACUUAGAUUGUGGUACCGUUGUGUAUUGUAAAUAAUUCAUUCAGAAUUGACGCACAUACAGUUAUAUUCUUACAGAUUUCGCUGCAUUGCUGUUAUGUUCGAAAGGCUCUUUGAAGUCCUACUUCUGUACAUUAUGACGAUUUCUUUGGUUUUGUUAAUAGAAAGUUUAUUUAUUAUGGUAAUGUAUUGAUUUA